AUGGCGGCCAACUCGGAUUACCCCUUGCAUGAAAGUGUUUUUAAUGAUGAUAUACGUCGAGUUUCACAACUUAUCAGAACUUAUGAUCUCUCACAGAAAGACAUUCAUGGCAAUACAGCUCUCCACUUGGCUGUUAUGUUGGGGCACAAGGAGUGUGUACACCUACUGUUGGCCCAUGGAGCCCCAGUGAAGGUGAAGAACCUGCAGGGGUGGACGCCCCUGGCAGAAGCCAUCAGCUACGGCAACAGGCAGACCAUUGUUUCCCUUCUACGAAAGCUGAAGCAACAGUCUCGAGAAUUGCUAGAAGAAAGGCGUCCAUCACUCAUCCAAGCCUUGAAGGAAAUAGAUGAUUUCUACCUCGAACUCAAGUGGGACUUUCAGAGCUGGGUGCCCUUAGUAUCCAGAAUUCUACCUUCAGAUAUAUGCAAAAUACGCAAGAAAGGGGCAUGUAUAAGAUUAGAUACAACAUUAGUAGAUUUUAAUGACAUGCAUUGGGAGCGGGGUGAUAUAUCAUUUGUAUUUAAUGGCGAUGCUGGUCCUCGUCAGUCCCUCACAGUAUUGGACAACAAACUCAAGGUGUUCCAGCGUAUUCGAUACGAGGAGAGUGAAAUGGAACUUGAGGAUGAGGUGGACAUCCUGAUGAGCAGCGACAUCAUGGCUGCCCAGAUGUCCACCAAGAACAUCUCCUUCUCUAGGGCCCAGAGUGGAUGGCUCUUCCGAGAAGACAAAACAGAAAUGGUUGGGGAAUUCCGGGCGGACUUCUACUGUGUAAAUAAUUUAACUCUUGAAUCUCGUAAAAGGAGAGAGCACCUGUCUCCAGAGGAUGUACAGAAGAAUAAGGCCAUCAUGGAGAACUUCAGUAAAGGCACCUGGGACAAUUGUGCUUUUGAGCGCCGCCCAUCCCUGGAACCACCUGACAACCCCAUCACCAGCUGGUGUGAUUACAUCAAUGCGUUGCCGGGACGACCCCCAUGUUUAGGACGGACUCUCAUCGCCAAGGAGAGUACCAAAGGUUUCAAGGCAACUGUUGCAAUGAGUGAGGAUUUCCCGAUGAGUGUUGAAAUAUUACUAGAUGUUCUAGAAGUUGUGGCACCUUUUAAACAAUUUCAAAAACUGAGAGAGUUUAUGACCACCAAACUUCCACCAGGGUUCCCAGUGAAGAUAGAAAUUCCAGUAUUCCCAACUGUCACUGCUAAAGUGACCUUCACAAUGUUUGAAUGGCAAGAAGAACUCCCUGAAGAACUCUUCAUUAUUCCCUCCGAUUACCGUGAAGACCCUAACCGCUUUCCCGACUUAUGACUGUACUUUGAGGCUAACAUUGUCCACGUGCUGACCAGCGUCCGACAUCUCUCCCCAUAUAUCUUCCAAGAGCAUCAGCGUCUGUGUCUGGACUCAGAGGACGCUGAGGAGGAGGAGGAGGAGGGCGUGUGUAUAGGCAUAGAUCUGCCACUGACAAACCUGGGCAACUGCAGCGAUGAAGUGACACUGUUAAUAUAGCGAAGACAAGUGACACUGAUAAUAUAGGGAAGACAAGUGACACUGUGAAUAUCGGGAAGACAAGAGACACUGUGAAUAUAGGGAAGACAAGAGACACUGUGAAUAUAUGGAAGACAAGUGACACUGUGAAUAUACGGAAGACAAGAGACGCUGUGAAUAUACAGAAGACGUGAAGUUGUUAAUAUAAGGAAGAGAUGUGACACUGUUAAUGUAGGGAAAACAAGUGACAGUGUUAAUAUAGCGAAGACAAGUGACACUGUGAAUAUACGGAAGACAAGAGACACUGAAUAUACGGAAGACGUGAAGUUGUUAAUAUAAGGAAGAGAUGUGACACUGUUAAUGUAGGGAAAACAAGUGACAGUGUUAAUAUAGCGAAGACAAGUGACACUGUGAAUAUAGGGAAGGCAAGUGACACUGUGAAUAUAGGGAAGACAAGAGACACUGUGAAUAUAGGGAAGACAAGAGACACUGUGAAUAUAUGGUAGACAAGUGACACUGUGAAUAUACGGAAGACAAGAGACACUGAAUAUACGGAAGAGGUGAAGUUGUUAAUAUAAGGAAGAGAUGUGACACUGUUAAUAUAGGGAAGACGAGUGACACUGUGAAUAUCGGGAAGACAAGUGACAGUGUUAAUAUAGGGAAGACAAGUGACACUGAAUAUCGGGAAGACAAGUGACAGUGUUAAUAUAGGGAAGACAAGUGACACUGUUAAUAUAGGGAAGACGAGUGACACUGUGAAUAUCGGGAAGACAAGUGACACUGUUAAUAUAUGGAAGACAAGUGACACUGUGAAUAUAGGGAAGACAAGUGACACUGUUAAUAUAGGGAAGACAUGUGACACUGUUAAUAUACGGAAGACAAGUGACACUCUGAAUAUACAUGAUAUAGUUCACCCAGAAUAAAAAUUGACACAGCUGAUAUUGGGAAGGGGCAAGUUAGCAUUGGAAAUUGAAUAAAUGAACUGUUGAUACAGGGAAGAGCAAGUGGUACAUGUAAUACAGUUCACAGUUGUUCUAUAGCUUGCUCUUGGCUAGUAUAACAUAUGGUGCAUGUGAGGACCUGAGAGUGUAACUGUUGACUACAGUGUUCAGGCAUGUGGAAGUGCUACUUGUGACUGACAAUGGUAUGGACUACCAGUAUAUGGCUGUGUGAGGUUGUAACAUUGACAGACUUUGGAGGAACCAUUUUUUAAUAUACUUAUCUCUACAAUUUUGGACAUAUAUAUAUGUAUUUAUCUUGACAGCUUUUAUGACAAAUUUAUUUGUUUUAGAAACAACAAUCUUUUAUAUGGUACACCUGAGUCAUUAUAUGACAAAACACAGGGAGCACAUGAGACAUGAUGGACAGUUGGUCACAGGUUUCAGUUGGUAUAAGUGUCUGAGGAUGAUUGUUAGACAUGGACAUGGUUCCGGAUCAUCAGGAAACAUGGCCUUUAUUAUGAAAGUGUGGACACAUGUGUGGUCCCAGUUGUGGAAGUGAAGAAGCUAUUAGAUGCCCUAUAUUUUGAGGAAAAUGACUGGACCCAAAUAUUGGAAUGAAUAAACAGGGCUGAUACCAUAUUUUUGGAAUAUGUGAAAGCAAGACGAAAUCUGUGCUGAACAUGUGACAGUAUAAAUAUUCCAUAUCAAGCUGAUCAGGAAACAUGGCAAGUCCUUCAAAAUAGAAAGAUUCUCCACAAUGUCAGUGAACAGUGUUUUAAGUGGACCAAUGUUGCCUCGGCCUUUGACUUUAGGUACAAACAAUGCUGAUGACACAGCGCGGUCAUCUCUCACCCAUCAGGCCCAUCACAGCUCAUCUUGCCUCGGGGUUAUGUGAGGGUUGUCCUGACACAUAAAACUACUGAAGGAUUUCCACCCACACUGAUGUGUAUAGUAUACUGCAGUACCUCAUUGUUUCAUCAAGCCAAUCAUGUGUAGAGGACAGGAGCCAAAGUACGGCUGAAAUAUCACGG
This is a messenger RNA of Haliotis rubra (blacklip abalone), 3448 nucleotides long. Its product is annotated as ankyrin repeat domain-containing protein 13C-like. Gene Ontology annotation, cellular component: cytoplasm. Gene Ontology annotation, molecular function: protein binding. The record is from RefSeq and is a predicted model, not a curated record. The coding region runs from base 1 to 1299 and encodes 432 amino acids. The transcript is spliced from 13 exons. Lineage: Eukaryota; Metazoa; Mollusca; Gastropoda; Lepetellida; Haliotidae.